Molecule: messenger RNA, 904 nt
Organism: Geodia barretti
Lineage: Eukaryota; Metazoa; Porifera; Demospongiae; Tetractinellida; Geodiidae
Source: the annotation of a GenBank genome assembly
ACUCUAAUUAAUGCUCACCAAAGACAUCGGCAGCAUGUCGUUUGUGUCCGCUCGCGAGUUGGAGGCUGCUCGCGAGCAGAGGAAGAAAGAUGUGAAGGAAAUGCGAGAUGAGGCUCUCCGAGAAGCGAGGGAAAGCUUCGAGAAGCAGAGGAAGCGGGAGGAACUGAAACGAGCCCGUGGCGAAGACACCUGGAUUGUCCCUGCCGUGAGAACACGCCUGGGGUUCAAGGGAGAGACGGGUCACUCCUCCGAGAAGAAGAAACGUAAAAAGAAGAAAGAGAAAAAGCACAAGAAGGACCGCUCGAAAACGGAAAAGAGCCAGAACGAAAGUGAAAGUGACAGUGGAGCAGAGAGUGAAGGAGAGAUGUGGAUUGAGAAGGGGACCACCUCGGCUCCAUCUGUAACUGAAACUGAAAACCCCAGUUCAGGAGGAGUGGUGGGUGCUACUGAGGCCCCGGGUCCAGCAAAACUAAAGAGAGAAGACUGGAUGACGAUGCCUCUGGGGGCCUCCGACAGAACCCUCUCUCUCCUCGCAGAGAGGCAGAGAGGGACGGAGGAGGAGCGACAGAAGCAGAGGGAGAAGGAGAGAGAGACCAACUAUCUAGACAAGCCUGGACACCACCCAAGGGAACUAAAUCCUUUCUGGAAGGACGGCGGGAAAGGCCUCCCUUCAACCAGCGAUGAAACCAUUGCUCCCGAUUCAAACCACGCUCGGGACACUACUUCGUCGUCUCGGCGGCCCAAGAGACCACUCGGUGACGGUGGACACAGCUGGCUGUUGAGAGCGUACAAACGAGCUAUAGAGCAAGCCAGUGACAGUGGCCACACCGUGGAAGAGAUUGCCGUCGAACGCUGGGGGUCGCUGGAGAAACUCUACUCACUGCUGAACGCAGCAGGGGAUUGA